GCCUCUGUGUUAACAGUGGUUUAUGGUACCUAUCCGCCAGCUCAGCGGCUGAGACUACUGCUGCCGUUGUGUGAGCGCUGGAAUGUAUGUGUGCCACCCAAGACUGACGCCGUGAAUGAGGAUGACUACUGCCGUGGGGUGGUACAGCAACUGGCUUUGAAGGCUGGCCGUGUGUGUGACAUGAACGAAGACAGGAAUAGUGUGGAAACGUUAUCAACAAUGAGUACGGUUGUGUGUAUGAAUGACCGAUUGGAUUCCAUUUGGUGUGAAGGUAGAAUACAGCCUACAUGCUUUGGUGUCGAUGGUGGGGCAACACAUGGUCAGCACAGUUAUUCUGGAGAUGGCACUGUGUAUGUUGAGGACCUCUGCUCCUCUACAUGGGAUUCUGAUAUCACCAUUUACGCCAAGCGUUGUGCCUAG
Messenger RNA from Trypanosoma theileri, 420 nucleotides. Its product is annotated as receptor-type adenylate cyclase. The annotation marks the transcript as partial. The record is from RefSeq and is a predicted model, not a curated record. NCBI's taxonomy places the organism in Eukaryota, Euglenozoa, Kinetoplastea, Trypanosomatida, Trypanosomatidae. The transcript has a single exon.